UUGUAAUAAUGCAAUCAUCAAAACAUCAAAAUAAAAAAUUACCUAAUGAAUUACUCGCUGAUAUAUUUAAAGCUGCCGAUGGGGCUAUAAUGGAGAAUUUGUUACCUAAAGUUCUUGAAGAUUUUGGAGUUUCAAGUUUAAAACAAAAAGAAUUUGAAAGAAUGUGGACUAAUCAAGUCAUUACUUUAUUAACUUCUUCCUCUAUAAUUUAUAUAUUUGUUGGAGAAAGUUUUAAAAAAAGAUGGACACAAAUUCUCGAACUAGGAAAGGAAAUAAAAAAACUUGAGGGUUAUUUAAUUUUUUUUUCUAACGCGGACGAAAGAGAAAAAUUUAUGGAAGAAAGGGAAAAAUUAGUGGAGGAAAGGGAAAGACUAUUUGUUGUUGCUGAAACUUUAGAAAUAUAUGAAAGAAUUGUCGAAAUCGAAGCACGUCGAAGAUUGAAUGAGGAACAAACGAGAUUAGCGGGGAAAAGAAAGAGAUGGGGUAGUUGCCAGAUACUAGUAGGUGAGAAUGGUGGUACAAUUUUGAGGCGUACUCGUUCACAUUAUGAUUUAUCCUUAACAGAUUAA
Messenger RNA from Meloidogyne enterolobii, 569 nucleotides. The record is from the annotation of a GenBank genome assembly. Lineage: Eukaryota; Metazoa; Nematoda; Chromadorea; Rhabditida; Meloidogynidae.